UCCAGUCCUCCUUUCGAUCACUCUUUGCGGGCCCUAUUCACCGUGUAAACAGCCAGUCAAACAGGCUGGCGCCCACGCCGGCUUCGGGAAGCCGUGAGCGACUGCAAAAAGAGUCACGAGCUUGAGCAUGGCAAGGAUACAGAACAUCAGGGGCCUCAAGGCCUACAUACAAGACAUCCGCAACUGCAGCACCAAGGAGCAGGAGAAGGAGCGGGUGGACAAGGAGUUGGGCAAGAUCAGGAAGAAAUACACCUCGGAUAAGGCCAUGACGGCUUACGACAAGCGCAAAUACAUGUGGAAACUGCUGUACACGCGGCUGCUGGGCUACGAUGUCGACUUUGGAGUGAAGAAUGCCAGCGACCUCGUCGCUGCGUCCGGGUAUGCUGAGAAGCAAGUGGGCUACGUGGCCUGCUCUGUGUUUCUCAACGAGAAGGACGAGUUCCUGCGCCUGGUGAUCAACUCCGUGCGCAAUGACCUCAUCUCCCGCAACGAGGCCUUCCAGUGCCUCGCCCUCGACUUCAUUGCAAACGUGGGCGGCUCUGAGUUUUCGCAGCUGCUGACGGGGGACGUGAUGAAUGUGCUGGCCAAUGGCGCCACCCGCCCCGUGGUGCGCAAGAAGGCAGCGCUGUGCCUGCUGCGCCUGCUGCGCAAGGCACCGCCUGAUGCCGAGAUCAUGCAGCCCGAGGUGUGGGGCGUGCGGCUGGCCACCAUGCUGGAGGAGCGGGACAUGGGCGUGCUGCUGGGACUGUCCACACUGCUGCUGGGCGUGGCAUCGCGCAGCUACGAGGGCUACGAGGCGUGCGUGCCGCGCAUUGUGCGCAUCCUGGAGCGGUGCAAGCAGCGCGAUGUGUCGCAAGACUACACCUACUAUGGCUUGGCAUCAACCUGGCUGCAAGUCAAGUGCCUGCGCGUGCUGCAGUACUUUCCGCCACCCGAAGAGCCAGCCGUGCGGCGCAUGCUUGCUGACAUCGUGAAGCGCAUUUUGGGGGGCUCCGAGCCGGUCAAGAAUGUGAAUAAGAACAAUGCGGUGCAUGCAAUCGUGUUUGAGGCGGUGGCAGUGGCCAUCAGUCUGGAGGAGCCGGAGCUGAUGGCCAUGGGCGUGGCACUGCUGGCCAAGUUCCUGUCGGUUCGGGAGCCCAACCUCAAGUACCUGGCACUGGAGAACAUGGCACGCCUGGCCGAGGUGCCAGCCGUGGUGGACACAGUCAACCGCCACCAGAAGACCAUCCUGGCCUGCCUGCGUGAUGGCGAUGUGUCCAUCCGCCGCCGCGCCCUGGACCUGCUCUUCAUCAUGUGCACCCCCUCCAAUUCGGCCGAGAUUGUGGAUGAGCUGCUGUCUUACCUCACGCUGGCCGACUACAGCAUGCGAGAGGAGUUGGUGCUCAAGACGGCAGUGCUGGCUGAGCGCUUCCUGCCCUCUCUUGAGUGGUAUGUAGAUUCCAUGCUGACCCUGAUGGAGCGGGCUGGCGACUCGGCCAUCAAUGACCUCUGGCACAGCGUGGUGCAGCUGGUGACCAACAACCCUCAACUGCAUGUGUACGCCGCUCGGCGGUGUGCCGAGGCACUGCGGCGGGGUGCCUCAUACGAGGUCUUUGUCAAGUGCACCGGCUACAUUCUCGGUGAAUACGGGCCCAGGCUGGCGGCAGCGGGCGAGGUGCCGCUGCUGGAGCAGUUCAAGCUUCUGCAGGAGCGCUUUGUGGCAGCCAGCCCCGAGACCAAGGCGCUGCUGCUGACUGUGUAUGAGAAGUUUGCGGUGGCCGAGCCGGACAAUGCCGCCCUCAAGGUAGCAGUGGAUGCAGUACUGGAGCGGUAUGCCGCCACGCUGGACGCUGAACUGGCACAACGUGCAGUGGAGUAUCGAGGGCUCACCACAAGGCGUGCCGUGGCUGCCGCAGCGGUGCAGCCGCUGCCCAAGUGGGAGAAGCGCACCUCGCUGCUGCUGCGCCGCCUGGCGGAGAAGGAGGGCGAGGACACCGACGAGGCUCGGGAGCGGCCGGCCUGGAUGAACCUGCCAGACGGUGCCGAGGAUGAGGCAGCAGGAGGGGCCUCGGCGCCGCCGCCCUCGCUCGGCCUGCCCGGCACAGCGCCUGGCAUCGCCACAGCUGCAGCCAAUGAUGCAGCAGACCUGCUGGAUCUGCUAGACUUCAGUGAUACUCCUCCAAAGGCCAAUGGCACUGCAUCCCCAGGGGCAAUUGCAUCGCCGGCUGCAGAGCCAGGAGCCCAUGCAACUAUGGGUGUUGCGUUAGCUGCGGCAACAGCGCCCGCUACCGUCAUGGAUCUGCUGUCCUCGCUUGGCAGCCCAGGCUCAGCAGCGCCGCAGCAGCCUCCCGCAGCAGCUGCCAAUCCCUUCGCACCUGAGCUGUUGCCUGAAGUCGCGUCUCCGCCCGUGCCAGCACGCGCGGCACCAACCCCUCCGCCUGCUGCCGUUGUGCGCCCUGCAGCAGCUCCUGCUGCUGCGGCGGCCACCGUGAUGGUGGCAGCCGACGAUCCGUUUGGCGCUGAUGUCUUUGCGGCAGCGGCGGCAGGGCCGGCGCCCAUCCAGCCGGUUGGGGAUGUGGCUGCCUGGUUCCACAAGCUGUGCACUGCCAGCAGCGGCAUCCUGUACGAGGAUCAGUACAUGCAGGUUGGCAUCAAGUCUCAGGUGGCGGGGCCCACGGUGCAGCUGGUGCUGUUCCUUGGCAACAAGCACAGUGAAGCCCUGCAGCAGGUGGUGCUGGUGGCACCGCCCAGCCCCGCCUUUGCGUUCCAAAUGGGUCCUGUGCCGCAGCAGCUGGAGCCUAAGAAGCAGGUGCAAGUUUCACUGUCGGCGACGUGCUUGGCGCCCUUCCUGGCUACCCCGGCGGUGCAGCUGGGCUACUCGGUACCUGGCACAGGGCAGGUGCUGAGUCGCAGCCUGGACCUCCCGCUGGUGGCUACCAAGUUCUGCGCACCCCCACCAGUGGAGGUGCCGGCGCCGGUGUUUGCACAGCGCUGGCAGCAGGUGGCGGGGCCGCCCUUCAAGCUGACGGAGCGGCUGGGCGGCGCAGCGCCAGCCAAAGCCGCCGCCGAAGCGCUGCUGCCCGCACUGGGUUUCAGGGUGCUGCCGGCGAUGGACGGCGGCAGUGGCGAUGCGCUCUCGGCAGUGUGCGUGUUCCAGUGUGGCGGUGCGGGUGGCACGCAGUUGCGCCAGGUGCCCUGCAUGGUCAAGCUGGAGGGGCUGGGCACCCCUGCGGCCUCCCUGGCUGUCGCCACCGCCGAUGCCACGGGCACGAACGCUAUAAAGCAGGCCUUGAAGCUGGUUGUGACUUGAGCGCCUAGGAAUUGCGCCCAUUCUGCCAUGCACAAAACCUGCGGCGCCAACAUUAUGUAUGUCCGGUGUUUCUUUGUAGUCUGUUUGCGGCAGUGGAAUUGGUGAACAACCAUUCGCGGAAAUGGGCCUAGAGCCACAGGCGCGUCUGGAACCAAUCUAGUUAAUUCCCUCUUGCCAUUCCUAAUUUGGCGUGUCGAAUGUACCAUUUGGGACGUGAAGGCUCCGGCGCAGAGCCAAGGUAUUAAUAGCCACUUGAUGC
Chlorella variabilis is the source of this 3548-nucleotide messenger RNA. RefSeq lists its product as hypothetical. The transcript has 18 exons. Gene Ontology annotation, cellular component: AP-2 adaptor complex; membrane coat. Gene Ontology annotation, biological process: clathrin-dependent endocytosis; intracellular protein transport. NCBI's taxonomy places the organism in Eukaryota, Viridiplantae, Chlorophyta, Trebouxiophyceae, Chlorellales, Chlorellaceae. Gene Ontology annotation, molecular function: clathrin-cargo adaptor activity. The record is from RefSeq and is a predicted model, not a curated record. Bases 128 to 3289 code for a protein of 1053 amino acids.